Molecule: messenger RNA, 5022 nt
Organism: Lates calcarifer (barramundi perch)
Lineage: Eukaryota; Metazoa; Chordata; Actinopteri; Centropomidae
Gene: gtf3c2
Product: general transcription factor IIIC, polypeptide 2, beta
Exons: 20
Coding region: 385-3330 (981 amino acids)
Biological process (GO): transcription by RNA polymerase III
Cellular component (GO): transcription factor TFIIIC complex
Molecular function (GO): protein binding
Source: RefSeq, a predicted model, not a curated record
GGCGGUGUGGACCACCAUGCCUGUACAGUAACAUGGCGGUCUGAGGUAAGCAGAAUGUGAGUUUCAGUAACCUGAAGCACUGGAAACAGCCCGGGAGAUGUUUACUGUUUGCCAUCCGUGAAAGAAUAACGGCUGGAUUUAUGUGUCGGAUAUGUCUUAACGGUCCCGGCGAUCUUCUACGGUGUCGUUCCCGGUAGCAGAGUUUGGGAUUCGAUACCAAGUGACCAGGAUCUAGCUUCCCGGGUUUGGUACAAGGCUUUUCAGCCUUCGCCACCGGGGAGGAAGCCUUGGUUCCGCGCUGGCAGUGAAGACGGAGUGAGGAGACACCUGCUCCACACAUGAGGAGACACCUGACAAGACCACAGCACAAGAGACCCAGAGCCUAUGGAUCCCAUUGACUCUGGACAAGAGGAAGAGAAGCGGUCAGAGCAGCAGUGGGAUUUAACACCCAGCUCGAAAGGACGACAGCGGAAGAAAAAUUCCAAAUAUUCUGAUUAUGAAACUGAUGGGGCAUUUUUUGUGCAAAAAAAACCUAGAAGGACUUCAAGGGGAAGCGGAGAAGCUUUUAAAACAACUCCGAUAAAGACUGAAAAAGUUGAAAAUGCUACACAGCAGAAUACAGAUGGAGAAGAAGAAGCAACUCCUCAAGAGUCUGAUGGAAAAACCUCAGAGGAAGCUCCUAAAAAGUCAGUGAGAGCCAGGAAGACCCCGUCAAAAAAGACUCCUGCAAAAAGAACUCCUGGCAAAAAAACUCCCGCCCCAAAAACUCCCACCGCUGAUGGGGGCCUCCCAGCUGGAAAGGGUGGAGUUGUAGAUGCUCCACAGCAGGAAAAUGGGAAACCAAAGCCAAAGAGACAGUAUGUAAAGAAGCAGCAUCGGCAGACAGCAACACCAGUUACAGAGCCACCAUGUGAGGAGGCUCCAGGGGAACAUCCAGCUGAACCUGAGGAGGAGAUCGAACCAGGUGGCCGCCGCAGGAGAGGUGCUGCUAAAGCGGCAUUGAAGUACCUCCGCAAUUUGGCAAAAGAGGUGCUUUGUCAUCCUGGUGAUGAGUCAGACUCCGUCUCAGCCAACAGUAAAGUCCACACAGACCCAGUCACAGAGCAGGAAACUCCCAAAGGAAGCAAAGGACGUAGAGGCCGAAAGAGGAAACAUCCUGAUUUCGACAGUAACGCUGAAGAUGAUGAGGACUUUGUGCCGGCUGCUGAAGAAGACGAGGUCGAGGAGAUGGAGGACGAUGAAGAAGAAGAAGAUGAAGCAGAGGAGUCAGAUUUGGACUUAGACUUCAGCAGAGGUGGACGGCAGAGAAGUCCAGCAUAUUAUCACUUCAACAGGAGCAAUGGAGGCUCCAAUGCCAGAACCCCCAACGGACUCACCAUGAACGUCAUGAAAACUGUUUACGACUCCUUCGAGACGACCAAGAAAUUCCGGGAGGAGCGUUACAGCAGCUGGGUGUUCCCAGAGUGGGUCCCCUCCACCAGUGACUGGCACCUUGUACCACAGAGUGACUUGGAGAAGUACCUGCCUCAGGAGCUUCAGUCAGCUGCGUUCAGAGUGUCCAGAGAAGGCCUCAGUAAGGAGGACACACCUUUUCAAAGACUCGACAGGUUUGCAGCUGUGCCUCCUCACCCAGAACGCUGGGACAUGUUGCUGUACGCCGGGGGACCGGUCUGGGCUAUGGAGUGGUGUCCGACACCCGACGGAGCUCCGGCCACCCAGUACAUUGCUCUGGCCUGUCAUCGAGGGAUGGACGACCAGCACUACGUCAACAAGACGUACACAGGAUCUGGACUCGUUCAGCUGUGGGACGUGGGCCAGCUGGAGUACAACAGCAGACCAGAGUCUCCACCGGCCCUGGCCUAUGGCUUGGCUCAGGACAAAGGCUUCAUCUGGCAUCUGAAGUGGUGUCCUGCAGGAGGCUGGGAGCUCCCCAGCUGUGGCAGAAAGGCUCCUUUCCUGCCCAGGCUGGGUCUUCUGGCAGUUGCCAGCUCCACCAGCGUGGUCACCAUUUACAGCCUGCCCCACCCUGAUGCUCUGCGCUCCAGCAAGAAGCUCCCUGACUCUGGAAAUGCCAGCCAGCAGCUGCCAAUAUACCAGGCAAAAGAAGUAUUAACUCUGAAGCUGGGCUCCUUAAAAGCCCCUCGCCAAGAGAGAAGUGGACAAGUCCUGUCUAUGGACUGGCUGCCUGAAAAACCACACAACAUAAUGGCUAUUGGAUUCUAUGAUGGUGUAGUAGGCCUCUGGGAUCUGUCCACAAAGUCCACGUUGCUGCGAGUGCGAGAGUCAGGCGGAUCACUGACUCUGCUGCCCUAUCGAUGCAUACUUGCUCACGACCACGCUGUCCGGGCCCUGGCCUUCUGUCCUGCCUCCAGGCACCUGUUGGUGACGGCAGGAGAGGACCGCUACGUGAAGACCUGGGAUCUGAGGAGGCUCCACGGUCCAGUCACUGUUCAGAAACGCUAUCUGACCAAUGAAAUCUACUGGCCACUGAAUGCACCUGGCCUCAUGUUUGCCCAGGAGAACGCCUAUGUAGCGAAAGGUUCACAAGGAGUCCAUUACUUUGACCAUUACAUGCAGUCCUACUUUGCAGUCCCCAGGACGGCCACUCUGUGGUCCAUAUCUUACACUGAUUGGUUAAACAGCCUGGUGACAUCAGACAGCCUCGGUGAGGUGAUCCUCGCCGUGUUACCUUCGAUAGCCAUCACUCCUCCAUACCUCAAACGCUCAGUAGAGAGACGAUUUCCCAUCUACUUAACAUCUCUGGUGCCUUAUGAUAAAACUGAAGAAGAAAGUCAAGAGAUGGGAGGAGCGGAGGAGGAGAGGGGGGAUGCUGCUGAAGAGCAGGAGGGAGGAGGAGAGCGAGAAGAACGGGAUGCAGGAUCUGAAGGAGCGGAUGAGAACGAUAAUGAAAACGGAAGAGAAGGAGGAAAAGGUAGAAACGACAAAAACCUCCCUCUGCGCUUCCAGACGUACAAAGAGGCUGUGAAGAAAUACAGCCUCCUCCACGCAGACUACAAUAUGCUAACCUUUGCAGGAAGCGAAAAGCGCGCUGGGUGGAAACGCAUGAAAAACACAGAGCUGUCGGCAAAGAUGAACCUGGACGAGAUGCCACUGGCUGCACUACACAAGGUGCGUUUCAACAUGAACAUGAACUGCCACACCUGGGUGGUGUCCGCAGGCCAGACUGGGCUGGUCAGACUGAACUGUCUGAGGAGUAUGAUCAGCACUCAAGUCAAGAAGAUGAUAAGUGAGAACCAGGCCCAGUUCAACGAACUGUACUCACCAAAAAACCAGACGGACGCCGUCCAGACCGAGACAGAGCAGCUAUAGCGAGAGUCAAACGUCAGAAUGAGAAGGUGGAUCACACUGUCACACAAGUGUCGUCACUGCAAAAAACACAAAGCUGCAAAAAAGUAUUUAAAGAGUUUCAUUAGCGCAUACAGUUUACAUUUGCUUUUGGGUUUAAUCAUGUUUCAAGUGGCCGGCAGCCAAACAUCGUUUAAAAUAAACUGACCUUAUUAACUUGAAAUUUCAGUUGGAAAAAGUAAGUGAUUGCCCCCCCCCUUUAUUUCCACCUGGUGUGUUUCCAGUAGAUGCAGCUGCUGUGGCUCUGAGCAUCGUGCUAACUCCACAUCUACAGGAAAUAAUCUGGGUUGAAUGAAAACAAAUUUGCCUGCACACCGACUCCAAAUCAUUCAAAAAGACAGCACUUCGUCAAGUGUAACGGUGGCAGUAAACGCACCACACAACCACAGAGCUCAGUGUGUACAGACACACACUGCUGACGCUGUAUCGCAGCUGUAACACACACUGCGACUCUCAUAAACAAAGACUCCACUCAGUCAGUCUCCCUCGUGUCUUGUCGGCUACAUCACAUCACCAUUUUUUAAAUAUGAUGGCAGAGAGGUUAUAUUUACCCUUUAAAAAAAACAGAAAAUAUUUCUUUUUGUUGACCUCUAGUGGUUGAAGGUGUCUGUACCACAGUUCUCACCACACCUCGACAUCACUGUUACCAGAAUGGUGUUUGUAAUUCUUUAAAGUGAACACGUUCAGGCGCAUGCUUCCUUUUAUUUCACUCCCAACAUUCAGAACAAACUAAAUAUGAGAGGCUGGGUGAACCUCCAACCUCUCUGUUCUGUUUCUAAUCAUUAACACAUUCCACUGCGAUGCAUUUGAAUUUCAGUUUUAAGAUUGUACAGCUACAAGAACGUUUGUUAACUCGUCCGUUUGGUGGUCGAUUAAAACCACUUGUGCGCGUGUUGUUUCCAGACUCUUCACCUUAAGAUUCUCUUGACAACAUCCUAUUUGUUUUUACCUUAAAAAUACAUUUUCAGAUUUUGUUACACUGCCUCCAAAGUCUCCCCCCACCUCACUGUUGAUGUUUUAAAACUGCAAACUGUGCUAAGUUUCAGAACAUCAGCAACCUCCUGGGAAAUAUUAGAGUGUAUCUUUAUUUUUGCUGCUGUAUUUUUGUAAUGAAUCAUUUUUCACUUUUAUCACGUUCAACAACUCAGGCUAUAACUGAGGGGAAAUACUUGAAUAUUUUUUAUUGUAAAUCUGCUGGAUUCAAUGUUUAUAAAUAGAUCACUUUUAGGUCUUUUUCUGUCUUUGUUCUCUUUAUCUGUUGAAUUUAUUCCUGUUGUUCUUAUUCUGAUUAUUCAAAGGUUUUGAUUCAGAUUUUUUAAUUUAUAACAGCUGAAGUGUUGUGACAUGGCAUAAUUUAUUUAAAAAAUAUAUGUAAUUACUUACAGACGCAGCGGUCUCUUUUCUUUAGACACGUUUUAUUUUUAAGUUCAUUUAGGGGUUUUUCUUUUCGUCAUUGACAAAAGAUGUUUAGUAAACAUCAUGAUAAAGUUGUCAGUCAUGAAAAAAUAAUAACUGACAAUGUUAUCAUUAAUUUAUGAUUCAAGUAUCAAACUGUGCAGGACCGGCUCUUUUUCUGUUUUGCUCUGUUGUUAUUUUUGAAAUGUUGCAGAUAAUAAAUGUUUUUUUAAUUAAAAAGAAUAUUUGCGUAAAUAAUAA